Molecule: messenger RNA, 789 nt
Organism: Microthlaspi erraticum
Lineage: Eukaryota; Viridiplantae; Streptophyta; Magnoliopsida; Brassicales; Brassicaceae
Source: the annotation of a GenBank genome assembly
AUGGACAUCAAGUUUUGCAAGACCAACCUCUCAUUGAGCACAAGGAGUUGGAUGGGAGGUUCCAAUUCAAGUUCACACAUCCAUUGGCUGGACCCUCCAAGCUUCUCCUGCCCAACCCUGAGCUCACCACAGUGUAGGGGUGAGAACAUUGACUUCAGACCCCCUGUGUACACAUUAGUUGGGCAUGAAGAGGAUUUGCGAGAAGAGGAGCCUGAGCUCGAUCGAGCUGAGGAUCGAGCUGAGGAUCAAGCUCAGAUUGGACUUCUCCAAAAGUUCAACAAAUGGCAAGGGAAAGCCAUUGAGAAGAUGCAAAAGUCCAUGGACAAGAUGGUCACUCCUCACCACCCAAGGAGGCUCCCUGCCCAAGAGCCUCACAGAGCCUCUUCUUUCGAGCCAAGAGAAGGAGAGGACAACACGCAGAGAAGGAGGAAGAGUUCCAAGGCCAGACGCUCCAGACCACCGGACUCGAUCGAGUCCAAACAGAGGAACUCGAUCGAGCUGAGGGUCGAGUUGACCUGGAGGAGCCCCAGUUUGAGAACCCUGGGAUUCGAGUACGAUCAACCCAGUACCAGGACUUCUCUCAGAGCUGGACUCCCUACAACCGCUUCGAGCGAGCACAGCUCCACCAAGGCCAAGGAAGCCACACACUUUGAAGAUGAAGAAGAAGAGGAGGAAGAGGAGCCACAAGCUCGAUCGAGUGAGCCGAACCCAGUUGCAUGGAGCGCUCCUGAUGGCCGUCUCCCAUCUCCAGACCACGACCUAGCCUCCCAGUUCUUUGGGGGGCACUGA